Molecule: messenger RNA, 813 nt
Organism: Colletotrichum truncatum
Lineage: Eukaryota; Fungi; Ascomycota; Sordariomycetes; Glomerellales; Glomerellaceae
Product: flavin-nucleotide-binding protein
Source: RefSeq, a predicted model, not a curated record
AUGCCGCACACUGAGCUCGAGUAUCCUAAGCAGCCGUAUGGUACCGUCAAACGGUAUAGCCCUCGGGCAACCUACGCUCUUCGCACAAUUCACAGCAUCAUAAACACGAGUCCGAUUCUACACGUAUCAUUCAAUGUCCCUAACAGUCCCUUCCCAAACAUUCUCCCCAUGCUCGGGCAAAUGGCUUCCUUCGCCCGUCCUUCCGCCGACGAGGGCAAUGUUCUUGACCUUUACCUCCAUGGUUACGUUUCCUCCAGGCUCAUGCACACGUCACGCGAUGUCAUGAACGACUCCCCUGAGGGGAUGCCUGUCUGCGUUGCAGCAAGUCACGUCGACGGACUCGUGAUGGCACUGACGCCCAAUUCGCACAGCUACAACUAUCGCUCGGCCGUGCUCUUUGGUUUCGCCGCCGUUGUCAACGAUCAUGCCGAAAGAAUGUUUGCUAUGGAGCUUAUUACCAAUGGUGUUGUCCCUGGCUCUUGGUCCAACACGAGAUUACCACCCAACAAUGCCGAGUUGUCGUCUACUAGUGUGCUCAAGGUCACCAUCACAACCGGCAGUGCUAAGAUCAGAUCCGGGCCACCGGCAGACGAGAAAAACGACAAAGAGAAUGUUAAAGUCGUAAAUAAAGUCUGGAGUGGCGUUGUUCCGGUUUACCAAACUUUGGGGAAACCCGUUCCUGGGCCGUACAAUGUCGUGGACACGCCUUCUUAUAUAACGGACUUUGUGAAAGAUAGAAAUGAAGACGCUCAAGAACAUGCUAUAAGAGCAGCAACCAGGACCGCAGACAUAAAAGCCGGCCCGGACCAGUAA